AUGAGCGAUAAGAAAGCCCCCGGACCAGACAAUAUCUGCGCGGAGCAUCUGAAGCAUCUCGGCCCGAGAGCCAAGGCCCUGCUCCUGCGCGUCAUCAAUCAGUCCUGGUUGCGGGGAGAGGUACCAGCUGACUGGCGCAGAGCCGUCAUCGUUCCGAUCCCCAAGGCUGGAAAGGACCCCAAGCUAACAUCAAGCUACCGACCCAUCGCGCUGACGUCACACCUGGCGAAGCUGAUGGAGCGAAUGGUGUCUGCACGCAUGACCUACCUGACGGAGAGGGAGGAGAUGGUCCCAUCUGAGCAGGUCGGCUUCCGAAGAGGACGGUCCGCGGAAGAGAACCUGGGAAGGCUGAUCCAAACGGUCCAGGACGGAUGGAACAAGCCCAAACCGAGAGGGAAGCCGGUGGACGGCGUCACGGCCGAGAAGUUCGUUCUUAUGGCAUACGACUUCAGCCGCGCCUAUGACGUCAUCGACCACCGUAUGCUACAGCUGAAGCUCCUGCGGUUGGGCCUGCCCGCCUGUAUGACCCGCUGGAUCUGGGCGUUCCUGCGUGACCGCCGGGCGUCGGUGGAGGUGAACGGCACCCGGAGCGCAGAGCGCGUCUUCAGAGCCGGCCUCCCGCAGGGCAGCGUUCUGGCUCCGACGCUGUACACCCUGUGGGCCGCCGACCUGAUCCUGGAACUGCGGUGUAUCCCGUGUAUGUACAUCCACCUACAUGUACGCGGACGACACCGCCACCCUCAGCAGCGGAUGCUCUAUCGCCCUGGCCCGGGAGAGAGCACAGCGAGCAGCCGACACCAUCGCAGCUUGGGCGACCCGCUGGAAGAUGGUAGUGGCGGCAUCCGCGCGGAGCUCACCGCGCUGCUGGCAGCUCUGGAGGCGGCCGCCGAGCUGCCGGGCUGCAGAGGAGUGCCUGUAGUCGCCUGCCUGGACUCGAAGGCGGCUCUGCUGCUCCUGGGUGGAGGCGCUGCGGCCCAGGCCUCGACACUGGGCGCCAGGCUGUGGGCCCAGCUCCGGCGCAUGACGGCCGACGGCAGCACGGUCACGCUGCAAUGGGUCCCGGCCCACUGUGGGCUCGCCGGUAAUGAAAGAGCGGACGCACUGGCCAAGGAGGCGGCCGCUCUUCCCCAGCAGUCAACACCGGUGGAUGUCCGCACUCUCACGCGGGCUGUCGCGCGGCACUCCAAGAGGAAGUGGCAGGCGGACUGGCCGGCCGGUUGGUACCGCACCGUCAUGGGGGACCGCGCCCCCGCCCCGGUCCGGACCGCCACCAGGAAGGAGGCCGUCGACAUCCACCAGCUCCGGUCUGGCCACUGGGCCCGAUCGGAGCAGUACCUCCACCGGAUUGGUCGAAGACCUACACCUGAGUGCGCUCAAUGUGACGACAAGGAAUGCCCUGCGGGCCGCUGCCUAGUCUGUUCUGAAGCAGCGGACACCCCGGCGCACGUGUUGCUGGAAUGCCCGUGCCUAUACGGCCCCCGGCUCCGUGCGCUGGGCAACAUCAUCGGCGCGGCCCACGAUGUCCGGCGCGACGACGUGGUGGCGGCCUUGGCCACCGGAUACAUGGCCCACAAGAGCCGGUCGGCUACACUACCGCCCCGGCGGUAG
This is a messenger RNA of Amphibalanus amphitrite, 1608 nucleotides long. RefSeq lists its product as uncharacterized. Lineage: Eukaryota; Metazoa; Arthropoda; Thecostraca; Balanomorpha; Balanidae. Gene Ontology annotation, molecular function: nucleic acid binding; RNA-DNA hybrid ribonuclease activity. The transcript is spliced from 2 exons. The record is from RefSeq and is a predicted model, not a curated record. The coding region runs from base 1 to 1608 and encodes 535 amino acids.